Messenger RNA from Oncorhynchus nerka (sockeye salmon), 9002 nucleotides. RefSeq names its product HECT domain containing 1 (gene hectd1). Gene Ontology annotation, biological process: anatomical structure development; protein K63-linked ubiquitination; proteasome-mediated ubiquitin-dependent protein catabolic process. NCBI's taxonomy places the organism in Eukaryota, Metazoa, Chordata, Actinopteri, Salmoniformes, Salmonidae. Gene Ontology annotation, molecular function: metal ion binding; ubiquitin protein ligase activity; protein binding. Gene Ontology annotation, cellular component: nuclear speck. The record is from RefSeq and is a predicted model, not a curated record.
UAGGACGCUUCGUAGCCUCGUGAUACAUACGACGGAGAGCCAACUGUGUUACCGCAACGGCUCUCCAUUUCGCUCGGAUGUGUGUAUUGCAUUACCGUCCACUUUGACCUUAAUGUCUCGGUAAAAAUACCUAGGAAUUAAGCUUUUUUGUUGCUUAGGUUCGCUUGUUCCUCUACAUACUAUUUGGUUUGAUCGACCGUCAUUUUCUUCUCGUCAUCUGCUGAAAGACGGUGAAGGAGGACUUCAUGAAACACGGGAGGGAGCAUUGAUUGGACCUAUCAGUGUUUUCGCCAUCCAGCGGAUGAGUCCCCAGCUCAGCCCACAGCAGUGAUUGGGCUAGGUGCCAGAUAGGGAGCUGUAGCAGGGGGGUGAUCAUGGCGGACGUGGACCCAGACACCUUGCUGGAGUGGCUCCAGAUGGGCCAGGGAGAUGAGAGGGACAUGCAGCUGAUUGCCCUGGAGCAGCUCUGCAUGCUGCUGCUCAUGUCUGACAAUGUGGACCGCUGCUUCGAGACGUGUCCCCCACGCACCUUCCUCCCAGCCUUGUGUAAGAUCUUCCUGGACGAGAGCGCUCCGGACAACGUGCUGGAGGUGACGGCCCGCGCCAUCACAUACUACCUGGACGUGUCGGCUGAAUGCACCCGCAGGAUCGUUGGCGUGGAGGGGGCUAUCAAGGCACUGUGUAACCGCCUGGUGGUGGUGGAGCUCAACAACAGGACCAGCAGAGAUCUGGCAGAGCAGUGUGUCAAGGUGCUGGAGCUGAUCUGUACCAGGGAGUCUGGAGCAGUGUUUGAGGCUGGGGGUCUGAACUGUGUGCUUAGCUUCAUCCGGGACAGCGGUCAUCUGGUCCAUAAGGACACCCUGCACUCCGCCAUGGCUGUGGUGUCUCGCCUGUGCAGCAAGAUGGAGCCCCAGGACUCCUCUCUGGAGACCUGCGUGGAGUCCCUCUCCAGCCUACUCAAACACGAGGACCACCAGGUGUCUGACGGGGCUCUGCGCUGCUUCGCCUCUCUUGCGGACCGCUUCACCCGUCGAGGGGUGGACCCGGCGCCUCUGGCCAAGCACGGGCUGACAGAAGAGCUGCUGUCCCGGAUGGCUGCUGCAGGAGGCACGGUCUCCGGCCCCUCCUCCACCAGUAAGCCAGGCCGGACCUCCACUGGGGCCCAACCCACAGUUGCUGAUUCCAAACUCAGCAACCAGGUGUCCACCAUCGUCAGCCUGCUUUCCACCCUGUGCAGAGGUUCUCCCCUCGUCACUCAUGAUCUUCUGCGCUCUGCGCUGCCUGACUCAAUGGAGAGUGCCCUGCAGGGGGAUGAACGCUGUGUUCUGGACACCAUGCGUCUGGUGGACCUGCUGCUGGUGCUGCUGUUCGAGGGCCGCAAGGCUCUGCCCAAAUCCACCGCUGGCACAACAGGACGCAUCCCGGGCCUGCGACGGCUGGACAGCUCUGGGGAGCGCUCCCACCGACAGCUCAUCGACUGUAUCCGCAGCAAAGACACAGAUGCGCUCAUCGACGCAAUCGACACCGGGGCUUUUGAAGUGAAUUUCAUGGAUGACGUUGGGCAGACUCUUUUGAACUGGGCCUCUGCGUUUGGCACACAGGAAAUGGUUGAGUUCCUGUGUGAGAGAGGUGCUGAUGUCAACAGAGGUCAGAGGUCAUCCUCCCUCCAUUACGCUGCCUGUUUCGGGCGGCCUCAAGUAGCAAAGACUCUACUGCGACAUGGUGCCAACCCUGACCUUCGAGAUGAAGAUGGGAAAACUCCCCUGGAUAAAGCCAGGGAGCGUGGCCACAGUGAGGUUGUAGCCAUCCUCCAGUCUCCUGGAGACUGGAUGUGCCCCGUUAACAAAGGAGAGGACAAGAAGAAGAAAGAUGCGAACAAGGAGGAGGAGGAGGGCAGCGAACCCAAAGGAGACCCGGAGAUGGCCCCAAUCUACUUGAAGAGACUGCUACCAGUAUUUGCACAAACCUUUCAGCAAACCAUGCUACCUUCUAUUAGGAAAGCUAGCCUGGCUCUGAUCAGGAAGAUGAUCCACUACAGCUGUGAGGUGCUGCUGAAGGAGGUGUGUGACUCUGACACCGGUCACAACCUGCCCACCGUGCUAGUGGAGAUCACCGCCACCGUGCUGGAUCAGGAGGAUGAUGAUGACGGUCACCUGCUGGCCCUGCAGAUCAUCAGAGACCUGGUGGACAAGGGAGGAGACGUCUUCCUGGACCAGCUGGCCAGGCUGGGCGUCAUCAACAAGGUGUCCACUCUGGCCGGACCCACUUCAGACGAAGAGAACGAGGAGGAGUCCAAACCAGAGAAGGAGGACGAGCCCCAGGAGGAAGCCAAAGAGGUGCAGCAGGGGAAGCCCUACCACUGGCGUGACUGGUCCGUCAUCAGAGGUAGGGACUGCCUGUACAUCUGGAGCGACGCUGCAGCCCUGGAGCUCUCCAACGGCUCCAACGGAUGGUUCCGCUUCAUCCUGGACGGCAAGCUGGCCACCAUGUAUUCCAGCGGCAGCCCCGAGGGAGGCUCCGACAGCUCAGAGAGUCGUAGUGAGUUUCUGGAGAAGCUGCAGCGUGCCCGUAGCCAGGUGAAGCCUGUGACAGCUAGCCAGCCCAUCCUGUCUGCCCUGGGUCCCACCAAGCUGACGGUGGGGAACUGGUCCCUGACCUGCCUGAAGGAGGGAGAGAUCGCCAUCCACAACUCUGACGGGCAGCAGGCCACCAUCCUCAAGGAGGACUUGCCCGGCUUCGUGUUCGAGUCCAAUAGGGGCACCAAGCAUUCGUUCACCGCUGAAACGUCACUAGGGUCAGAGUUUGUUACCGGCUGGACUGGAAAGAGAGGAAGGAAGCUCAAAUCCAAAUUGGAGAAAACAAAACAAAAGGUGAAGACUGUGGCCAGAGACCUGUAUGAAGACCACUUCAAGGCAGUGGAGAACAUGCCCAGGGGGGUGGUGGUCACCCUGAGAAACAUCGCCACCCAGCUGGAGUCUGCUUGGGAGCUGCAUACCAACAGACAGUGUAUCGAGGGAGAGAACACAUGGCGAGACCUGAUGAAAACGGCUCUGGAAAACUUGAUUGUGGUUCUCAAGGAUGAAAACACCAUCUCCCCAUAUGAAAUGUGCAGCAGUGGCCUCGUUCAAGCACUUUUUACAGUCCUUAAUAAUAGUGUGGAACUUGACAUGAAACAUGAUUGUAAACCAUUAAUGGAAAGGAUAAAUGUAUUUAAAACCGCAUUCAGUGAAAACGAAGAUGAUGAAAGCCGACCCGCAGUUGCCUUAAUCCGCAAACUACUAGCAGUCCUGGAGUCCAUUGAGCGGCUACCUCUGCAUCUGUAUGACACCCCAGGCUCCACCUAUAACCUGCAAAUCCUGACGAGGAGGUUGCGUUUCCGUCUGGAGCGUGCCCCCGGGGAGACGGCGCUGAUCGACCGCACAGGGCGCAUGUUGAAGAUGGAGCCCCUGGCCACCGUUGAGUCUCUGGAGCAGUACCUCCUCAAGAUGGUGGCCAAGCAGUGGUACGACUUUGACAGAUCCUCCUUCAUCUUCGUCAGGAAACUGAGAGAAGGACAGACCUUCACAUUCAGACACCAGCAUGACUUUGACGAGAACGGAAUAGUUUACUGGAUUGGCACCAAUGCAAAGACUGCCUAUGAGUGGGUGAACCCAGCGGCCUACGGCCUGGUGGUAGUGACCUCCUCUGAGGGUCGUAACCUGCCCUACGGCCGACUGGAGGACAUCCUGAGUCGGGACAGCUCUGCCCUCAACUGCCACACCAACGACGAUAAGAACGCGUGGUUCGCCAUCGACCUGGGCCUGUGGGUCAUCCCCUCGGCCUACACCCUGCGCCAUGCCCGUGGCUACGGCCGCUCUGCCCUCAGGAACUGGGUGUUCCAGGUGUCCAAAGACGGCCAGAUCUGGAUGAGUCUGUACACCCACGUGGAUGACUGCAGCCUCAACGAGCCAGGGUCCACAGCCACCUGGCCUCUGGACCCUUCGAAAGAGGAGAAGCAGGGCUGGAGACACAUCCGCAUCAAGCAGAUGGGGAAGAAUGCCAGUGGGCAGACCCACUACCUGUCUCUGUCAGGCCUGGAGAUCUACGGCACCGUCAGCGGCGUGUGUGAGGACCAGCUAGGUAAAGCAGUGAAGGAGGCAGAGGCCAAUCUCCGCAGGCAGAGGCGUCUGUUCCGCUCCCAGGUGAUGAAGUACAUAGUGCCAGGGGCGCGCGUGGUGCGGGGCAUCGACUGGAAGUGGAGAGACCAGGAUGGCAACCCAGCAGGAGAGGGUACGGUGACGGGGGAGGCCCAUAACGGCUGGAUUGAUGUCACCUGGGAUGCUGGUGGCUCAAACUCUUACCGUAUGGGUGCUGAAGGAAAAUUUGACCUCAAGCUUGCGCCAGGGUACGACCCUGAGUCUGCGCCAUCACCCAAACCUGUCUCAUCCACUGUUUCAGGCACAGCGCAGUCCUGGAGCAGCCUGGUGAAAAAUAACUGUCCGGACAAGGGCGGCUCCUCCUCGGCUGCAGGGGCCAGCUCUUCAAGCAGGAAGGGCAGUAGCAGCUCGGUGUGUAGCGUGGCCAGCAGCAGCGAUAUCAGUCUCAGCUCCACCAAGGUAGAGCGCCGGGCCGAGAGCCUGCUGGGGGGGGUCCUAGGGGUCAGUGGUGGCACCAUCGGGGCAGAAGGCCAAGAGCCCAUUGUGGUACUGUCAUCCGAGGCUGGAUGCGUGUCCAGCACGUUAACUGCUGAGGGCGGCGAGCGGAAAGCGGGCGCGGACAGGCAAGAGGCUGUAGAUGCCACGUCCAUCUCCAUGGCACUAGUCAGCGUCAGCUCGCCUGACGUCAGCUCGGUGUCCGAGUCCUCCAGUAAGGAGACGGCUUCCCAGAGGCCUCUAUGUUCUGCGGCCAGCGCCCGUCUGUCCGUUAGCUCUCUGCUGGCAGCCAGCGCUCCCAUGAGCUCCAGCGCCAGCGUGCCCAACCUGUCGUCACGGGAGGCCAGCCUCAUGGAAUCGUUUGUGAGGAGGGCUCCCAACAUGUCCCGCACCAAUGCCACCAACAACAUGAACCUGAGUCGCAGCAGCAGCGACAACAACACCAACACACUGGGACGAAAUGUCAUGAGCACUGCAACUUCUCCUCUCAUGGGUGCACAGAGCUUUCCUAACCUCACAACCACUGGCACCACCUCAACUGUUACAAUGUCCACAUCCAUAGUAACCAGCAGCAAUAAUGUAGCCACGGCAACCACAGGUUUGUCGGUUGGCCAGUUGCUCAGUAACACUCUGACCACCAGCCUGACCUCUACGUCUAGUGAGAGCGACACUGGUCAGGAAGCUGAGUUUUCCCUCUAUGACUUCCUGGACAGUUGUCGCGCUAACACGCUAUUGGCCGAGUUAGAUGAUGAAGAGGAUCUGCCUGAGCCAGAUGAUGAUGAUGAUGAGAACGAGGAUGACAAUCAGGAAGACCAAGAGUAUGAGGAAGUUUUGGAAGAGGAAGAGUAUGAAACCAAAGGGGGUCGGCGUAGAACCUGGGACGAUGACUUUGUCCUCAAACGCCAGUUCUCUGCUUUAGUCCCGGCGUUCGACCCCAGACCAGGCCGGACCAACGUCCAGCAGACCACCGACCUGGAGAUCCCUCCCCCAGGUACACCUCGCUCUGAAGUCCAGGAGGAGGUUGAGUGUCCCCCCUCCCCCCACCUUGCCCUCAUCCUCAAAGUGGCAGGGCUUGGAACCACCCGAGAAGUUGAACUACCUCUCUCCAACUACAAGGGUACUAUAUUUUACUAUGUCCAGAAGCUCCUGCAGCUCUCCUGCAGCGGGAGCGUCAAGUCCGAUAAACUGCGCCGGAUCUGGGAACCCACAUAUACGAUAAUGUACAGAGAAAUGAAGGAUUCGGACAAAGAGAAGGAAAGUAGAAAGAUGGGUUGCUGGUCUGUAGAGCAUGUGGAGCAAUACCUUGGCACUGAUGAAUUACCAAAGAAUGACUUGAUAACCUACAUGCAGAAGAAUGCAGACUCCUCUUUCCUGCGCCACUGGAAAUUAACCGGCACUAAUAAAAGUAUUAGGAAAAACAGAAAUUGUUCUCAGCUCAUAGCUGCAUACAAGGACUUCUGUGAGCAUGGAUGUAGGUCAGGCCUGAGCCCUGGGUCUCUGGGUGUCAUGCAGACCUGUGACAUUCUGAGUGUGGCCAGGGAGCAGGCCCAGGCCAAGGCUGGCUCCAGUCAGAGCGCCUGUGGAGUGGAGGACGUGCUCCAGCUACUCCGCAUUUUAUUCAUCAUCGGGGGAGACCCCCACGCCCACGCACGCACUUUCCAGGAAGAUGUGGAUGACCUCCAAUUCAAUGCAUCGCCUGAGGAAUUCACCAGCAAGAAGGUCACAACAAAGAUUCUCCAGCAGAUAGAGGAGCCUCUGGCCCUGGCCAGUGGGGCCCUCCCAGAGUGGUGUGAGCAGCUUACCAGCAAGUGUCCUUUCCUCAUCCCCUUCGAGACCCGGCAGCUGUACUUCACCUGCACUGCGUUUGGAGCCUCCAGGGCAAUAGUGUGGCUGCAGAACCGGCGGGAGGCCACCAUGGAGCGCUCACGGCCCUCCACCACGGUGCGGAGAGACGACCCUGGGGAGUUCAGGGUGGGCCGGCUCAAACACGAGAGGAUCAAGGUCCCCCGCGGAGACCAGAUGAUGGAGUGGGCUGAGAGUGUCAUGCAGAUCCACGCCGACAGGAAGUCUGUUCUGGAGGUUGAGUUCCAGGGGGAGGAGGGCACAGGCCUCGGCCCCACCCUGGAGUUCUAUGCUCUGGUGGCAGCUGAGUUCCAGAGGACUUCCCUGGGUAUCUGGCUCUGUGAUGACGACUUCCCAGACGAUGAGUCUCGCCAGGUGGAUCUGGGUGGGGGUCUGAAACCUCCAGGCUACUACGUCCAGCGCUCCUGUGGCCUGUUCCCAGCCCCAUUCCCCCAGGACAGUGACGAGCUGGAACGCCUCAGCAAACUCUUCUUCUUCCUCGGUGUCUUCCUGGCCAAGUGCAUCCAGGACAACCGCCUGGUGGACCUGCCCAUUUCACGACCCUUCUUCAAGUUGCUCUGUAUGGGUGACAUUAAGAGCAACAUGUCCAAGCUGCUCUAUGCGUCCCGCGGGGGUCCUCUACUCCUUGAUCCCACCGAGCAGCACCGUCACUUCUCAGAGAUCCAGUCGGAGGCGUCCACCGAGGAGAGCCAGGACACCUAUUCCAUCGGCAGCUUUGACGAGGACUCCAAGUCCGAGUUCAUCCUGGACCCCCCUAAACCCAAGCCCCCGGCCUGGUACCACGGCAUCCUGACCUGGGAGGACUUUGAACUGGUCAACCCCCACCGGGCCAAGUUCCUGAAGGAGAUGAAGGAGCUGGCGGUGAAGAGGAGGCUGAUCCUGGGGAACAAGAGUCUGUCUGAGGAUGAGAAGAACACUAGGCUGCAGGACCUCAUGCUGAAGAACCCCAUGGGCUCUGGACCACCACUUAGUGUAGAGGACCUGGGAUUGAAUUUCCAGUUCUGCCCCUCAUCCAAAGUGCAUGGGUUCUCAGCAGUGGACCUGAAGCCCAAUGGAAAUGACGAGAUGGUGACCAUGGAGAAUGCUGAGGAGUAUGUGGAGCUCAUGUUUGACUUCUCUAUGCACACUGGCAUCCAGAAACAAAUGGAGGCUUUCAGAGAGGGUUUUAACCGAGUGUUCCCCAUGGAGAAGCUGAGCUCCUUCAGUCACAAGGAGGUGCAGAUGAUCCUCUGUGGAAACCAGUCUCCUUCCUGGACAUCUGAGGACGUCAUGAACUACACAGAGCCUAAGCUGGGCUACACUCGGGACAGUCCUGGGUUCCUGCGUUUUGUGCGGGUGCUGUGUGGCAUGUCAUCUGACGAGAGGAAAGCCUUCCUCCAGUUCACCACAGGAUGCUCCACUCUGCCCCCUGGUGGUCUGGCCAACUUGCACCCACGCCUCACCAUCGUUCGGAAGGUUGACGCGACAGACUCCAGCUAUCCAUCUGUUAACACUUGUGUGCAUUACCUGAAGCUGCCAGAGUAUUCCUCUGAAGACAUCAUGAGAGAGCGCCUCCUAGCAGCUACCAUGGAGAAGGGCUUCCACCUCAACUGAGCAUGCUCCGUCUGCCCCAUUAUGACUGACCAACCCCCCCACGCGAAGCCUGUUGUGUUUUGUUGCAGAAAAAGAAACAAGCUGUGCUCUCUGAGAUCUCUCCUCCCAACCUUACAUCUCCCCCGUCCUGUCCUUUCCCCCAGAAAAACUUUAGGAAAACAGUCCCAUGUUAACUCAAUAGCUGCUGAUACAGAUCAAACCAGGGCCCACCUCCCCUCUCCUCCGACCCACCUGCUUACUUGUCACAGCUCUCUCCCUCCCCCAGGGCACUCUGCUGCUUUAAGGGCUUGAGCAACUGGAAGACGGGGCAGACAGUUUCCUCAUGUUCUACAGUGUUUACUAUCUCUCUCUCAUACUUUGGCUGUGAGCAUCUGUGUACAAGUUCUCUGUAGAUUUUUGGGUUUUCAGACUACCACCAGCUUCUCUCCACCACCCCGGCUGGCAACCUCCUUCCUUUCCCUGUGUGAUGUGAGGGGGAGAAGGGCAGCUGCUUCUGUAGAGUUAACUGUAGAGUGUUUGGGCAUUUCCUUACCAGGUUGUUUUACUAGUGCCUGCGUUGUUUGAAUAUUAGGAUUACCUUGUUCCUUUUACUUCAUCUAACAUCAUACAAUCAUGAUGCACAUGCUUAUUAUUUUUCCUUUUGCUUUCGUUACUGUGUGUAUUUUGAUGUUUAUUGCCCUGCUAUAAGGAUCAAAGUCCCUGAGUGCAUUUGUGUAAUUUGAUAAAAGCUAGAGACGACAACACUGGUUCUGUGUGCAAGGCACAUUUGAAAAGGAAAAAAAAGCAAGCUAUGCUUUCCCUUGUAUUUUCUUUGUAUAUUAUAAACAUUUAUUUAACUCAAGUUGCAGUUUGAAGUAAACAGAUAUUUUCAAAUGUGUAUGCUCCAAAAAUAAUCAUUAAAAUGUUUGCAAAGUA